AGAGCUGGUAUUUAUGGAAUUCACAAAGUUGAAUAAGAAAAGUAUUUUGGAAAGUGAAAUAUAUAGUGUUUAUGGAAGAAGCAGCAUGAGGUAGGAGCAUCGAAAUUGGCGGCUACGCACAAAUGGCCCUCCCAAAUUUACACUUUUCAAAUCUUUCACCCUUCAAAUCCUCAAUUUCUCAUCUCAUCUCAGCCCUAAUUCAUUGAUUCCAUUCCAUUUCGAUCCAAGAAGCACCAAAUCAUUUUCUAUGGCGUCGUUCCGCAGCAGGAGUCUUCCGUUUGCCUCUUCGCGUCUGAUGCAGAGCACGAAUCCUGUGCAUUCUGGAGCUGUGGAAGGGGUGGGUGGGAACAUACUACGCAGAUUUAGAUCCAUUAUCACUACAGAGGAGCGGGUGCAGAAAUUGGAGAAGGAAGGGACCCAUAUCUUGCAAGAGGAAAUUGCCAAUAUUCGGCAGGCAUUUACUGCUGCGAAAGACAAGUUCCUCAAAAUACCAGAUGCGCUGAAAGAAAUGCCCAAAUUAGAUCCUAAAGGCAUAUAUGUCAAUAAGAACUUGAGAUUGGACAACAUACAAGUGUACGGGUUUGACUAUGACUACACAUUGGCACACUAUUCUGCCCAUUUACAGUGCUUAAUAUAUGAUAUGGCGAAAGAGUAUUUGGUUAAUGAGCUUAGAUAUCCUUGUAGUUGCUUGGAGUUCAAAUAUGAUAAUUCAUUUCCAAUAAGAGGGCUGUAUUAUGACAAGUUAAAAGGAUGCCUGAUGAAGCUGGAUUUCUUUGGAGCAAUUGAGCCUGGUGGAUGCUAUUUUGGCAGACGCAAGCUUACCCGAUCAGAAAUUGACAAAUUAUAUGGCACAAGGCAUAUUGGUCGUGAUCAAGCACGGGGUCUUGUGGGUUUAAUGGACUUCUUUUGCUUUAGUGAGGCAUGCCUUAUUGCUGAUAUUGUUCAACAUUUUGUUGAUGCUAAGCUGGAAUUUGAUCCUUCUUAUGUUUACCAAGACGUCAACCAAGCAAUCCAGCAUGUACAUAGAAGUGGCUUAGUACAUCGAGGAAUCCUUUCUGAUCCACAAAAGUACCUUGUAAAGAAUGGACAGCUACUUCGUUUCCUGAGAAUGCUAAGAGAUAAGGGAAAGAAGCUUUUCUUACUGACAAACUCUCCUUUUUAUUUUGUGGAUGGAGGAAUGCGCUUCAUGCUGCAGGACUCAUUGGGAGACCAAGACUCCUGGAGGGAACUUUUUGAUGUCGUGAUUGCUAAAGCCAACAAACCGCAGUUCUAUACGUCAGAGCAUCCAUUUCGCUGUUAUGAUGUGGAAAAGGACACAUUGGCUUUUACUAAGGUGGAUACUUUUCUUCCGAACAAGAUAUACUACCAGGGAUGCUUGAAGGCUUUCUUGAAAAUAACUAAGUGGAAUGGUCCUGAGGUGAUGUACUUUGGGGACCAUUUAUUUAGUGACCUGAGAGGGCCUUCAAAAUCAGGGUGGCGCACAGCUGCCAUAGUGCACGAAUUGGAGAAUGAGAUACGGAUCCAGAAUGAAGACAGUUAUCGUUUUGAGCAGGCGAAGUUACAUAUAAUACAAGAGCUUCUAGGGAAACUGCAUUCUGCUGUUGGUAAGGGCGACGAAUGUGAAGAAUACACAUCUCUUCUUCAGGACCUCAACAACGAGAGACAGAAGGCACGUCAGACUAUGAAAGACAUGUUUAAUAGGUCCUUCGGAGCUACAUUCUUGACGGACACAAGUCAAGAAUCUGCAUUUUCUUACCACAUCCAUCAAUAUGCUGAUGUUUACACCAGCAAGCCUGAAAACUUCUUGUUUUAUCGUCCCGAGGCAUGGCUGCAUGUGCCUUAUGAUAUAAAGAUCAUGCCGCACCAUGUGAAGGUAUCUUCGAGCUUAUUCAGUAGGUGAUCGAUACGCACUCAGAACCCUCGAAUGGAAAAGAGAAGCAAUGACCUACCAGUGCAGUAUCACUUGAGUCUGAAAUUAUUCCCAUACACACAGUUGGCUUACAGUCAUUAAUCAAAGCAAUACUUGAGAAGAUUGUCUUCCACCUUUGACGGCCAAGAUUCUUCUAUCCAUUCGUUCAUUUUUUGACAACGUAGUUUGCAACUGAGUUAAUGUAUAAUCUCGUUUAGUUUAGAGAAUUUAUGAUGAUUUUUUUUCUGCAUCGUCAUAUUUAGUGUCGCAAUAAUGUCCGAAUUAGUCAUGUUAUAGUAUGACGUAUGGCUUAUUAAUAUUGUAGCAUCAA
Molecule: messenger RNA, 2240 nt
Organism: Salvia hispanica
Lineage: Eukaryota; Viridiplantae; Streptophyta; Magnoliopsida; Lamiales; Lamiaceae
Product: HAD-superfamily hydrolase, subfamily IG, 5'-nucleotidase
Molecular function (GO): 5'-nucleotidase activity
Source: RefSeq, a predicted model, not a curated record